Messenger RNA from Xenopus laevis (African clawed frog), 4557 nucleotides. It is a transcript of the gene nefh.L, whose product is annotated as neurofilament heavy chain L homeolog. The record is from RefSeq and is a predicted model, not a curated record. Bases 133 to 3729 code for a protein of 1198 amino acids. Lineage: Eukaryota; Metazoa; Chordata; Amphibia; Anura; Pipidae. Gene Ontology annotation, biological process: postsynaptic intermediate filament cytoskeleton organization; axon development; intermediate filament bundle assembly. The transcript is spliced from 4 exons. Gene Ontology annotation, cellular component: axon; neurofilament; cytoskeleton. Gene Ontology annotation, molecular function: structural constituent of postsynaptic intermediate filament cytoskeleton; structural constituent of cytoskeleton; structural molecule activity.
AUUUCCUUAUUCUGCAUCCCUGCAUCUCUUCCUAAAAGAACUUAAAUCAUUGCAUAUCUCUGACAGCCUCUGCCUGUUAUCUCUUCUCUUACUUUCUCCUUGUCUCUAGCUCUCUGCAUCCUAAACUAUACCAUGCUCAGUUACAGCCUGGAACGGUCUAUGGGCCCUGUCACAUACCGCAGGCCCCCCGGGGACCACUACCUCCACUCCAGUUCUAUCUCUCAAACCCACAGUGGUAGCAGCAGCUUUCAGUCCCACUCUCGGAGCCGACGUAGUGCACCAUCUUACCGUGAGAGCCAUGAACCCUCCAAUGGACCCAGAGAUGAAAAGGAGGCCUUGCAUGGACUGAAUGAGAGAUUUGCUGGAUACAUAGAAAAGGUGCGGAGACUGGAAGAGCAAAACAGUAGUUUGCAGCAAGAGGCAACAGCUUUGCGGAAGCAGCAGGCUGGUAUAUCUGCCAUCGGACAGCUAUACGAGAGGGAGAUUCAAGAUAUGCGCAACCAGCUCCUGACAAUUAACUCUGAAAAUGGACAGGAACAUCUUGAAAGAGACAGACUGAAUGAAGACAUUGAGUUGCUGAGUAUGAAAACCCAAGAAGAGGAAAGGCUGAAGGAAGAGGCUCUGGCUGCUGAGAGGGCACUGAGGCAGUUCAUGCAGGAGUGUAGCCUGGAGAGAGAGCAGCUGGGCAGAAAGGUGCAAGCUCUGGAAGAUGAGGCAGCCCAUCUGUGCAAGUGCCACCAAGAUGAUGUGGGGGAGAUGCUAAGGCAGAUACAAGGAAGUCAGGUAACAACACAACAAAUGGGAGAAGUGCCCAGCUUGGAGCUGGCAUCAGCCCUAAAGGAGAUAAGGGCUCAGCUCGAAGGUCAUAUCGGUAAAGACAACUUGCAAACACAAGGCUGGUUUCAAGUGCAGCUGAACAAAUUGAACGAGGCCUCCCAAGUGAAUACCCAGGCCAUACGUUCAGCCAGUGAUGAGAUUACCAAUUAUCGCCACCAGUUGCAGAGCCAGAUCACCCAGUUGGAAGUUUUGAAGAGUUCUCAGCAAUCGCUGGAAAGACAAUGCUUGGACAUGGAAGAUCGCCAUCAAGCUGAAAUGGCAUCCUACCAGGAUACCCUGCAGCACGUGGACAAUGAGCUAAGGACCACAAAAUGGGAAAUGGCUGCUCAGAUCAGAGAAUAUCAAGAUCUUCUUAAUGUCAAAAUGGCCCUUGACAUUGAAAUAGCUGCCUACAGAAAACUAUUAGAAGGUGAAGAAUGUCGACUUGGUUCUGGAUUUGAUCCUUUUUCAUUUGACCAAAGGAUUCCUCGUGGGCCAAGUACUCCAAAACACAUCAAAGUAAAAAAAGAGAAAAAGAUUAAAAUUGUGGAAAAAUCAGAUAAAGAAACAGUUAUUGUAGAAAAGCAAACAGAAGAAACCCAUGUAACUGAGGAAGUGACUGAAGAAGAUGAAGUAGUUGGCACUCCUGAAGAAGAACAGGAAGAGGAAAAAGAGAAAACACCUUCUGAAGAACAAGAGGAAACAGAAAGUAAGGAAGAAGAACAGGAAAAAGAUAGAGAAGAGGAACAGGAGGGUGAGCAUGAUGCAGUGGAGGAAGAAGAGGAGACUAAAGACAAGCAGGAGGAGGAUUCUGCUGAGAUUGAAGAGGAAGAGGUAAAAGAGGCUGAGGAACCAAAGGAUAAAGACUUGGAUAAAAAAGAAGAAAAUAAACCCAUUAAGGUGAUAGAUAAAGGACCUGAACUAAAGAUAAAAGAGGUGGAACCAAAAGAGAAACCAGUUAAGAAAGAGGACAAGGUAGAACCAGCAAAAAAAGAAGAAAGGGCUGGUACGGAAGGGAAGGGCGAAAAGGCAAAGACAGAAGACAAAGAGGCAAUGAAGAAAGAGGAUAAAGGGGAACCAACAAAGAAAGAGGAGAAGGAGCCUUCCAAGAAAAAUGAACAAACAAGCAUUGAACAAAAGCCAGAACCUGCCCAGAAAGAGGAAAAAGGAGAACCAAAAAAGGAAGAGAAGAAGGAAGCUGCCAAAAAAGAAGACAAAAAGAAGCAAACCAAAGCAGAUGAGAAGCCUGAGCCAGCAAAAAAAGAGGAAAAGGGAGAACCAAUAAGAAAGGAGCAGAAGGACCCUGCCAAGAAAGAGGAAAAAGGAGAACCAAAAAAGGAAGAGAAAAAGGAGGCUGCCAAAAACGAAGACAUAAAGGAGAAAACCAAAGCAGAUGAGAAGCCAGAGCCAGCAAAAAAAGAGGAAAAGGGAGAACCAAUAAGAAAGGAGCAGAAGGACCCUGCCAAGAAAGAAGAAAAAGUAGAUACAAUAAAGAAAGAGGAUAAGGAAGCUGCAAAAAAAGAAGAAAAGAUGGAGCAAACCAAGACUGAAGAAAAGCCAGAGCCAGCCAAGAAAGGGGAAAAGGGAGAACCAAAAGUCGAGGAAAAGCCAAAACCAGCGAAGAAAGAAGAAAAAGAUGAAGCAUCAAAAAAAGAGCCUGCCAGAAAAGAUGAAAAGAAGGAAGAAGCCAAGACUGAAGAAAAGCCCGAGCCAGUCAAGAAAGAAGAAAAAGUAGAACCAAAGGAGAAAGAGCAGAAGGGGCCUGCCAAGAAAGAAGAAAAACCAGAACCAACCAAAAAAGAGUCAUCCAAGAAAGAAGAUGUUCCUAAAAAAGAGGAGUCGGCUAAGAAAGAUGAAAAAGAAAUAUCCAAAAAAGACAAGAUUUCUAAACAAGAGGAGAAGGGGACAGCCAAAAAAGAAGAGAAAGCAAGUAAGAAAGAUGAGCUUAUCAAAAAAGAAGAUAAGCAGGAAGCAGCCAAGAAAGAGGAGUCUCCAAAAAAAGAGGAAACAAAAGUAUCCCCAACUGAAGAGGAACAGAACCCACCAGAGAAGGUAGAAAAAAAGGAAACUAUAAAGAAGGAAGAAAAACAACAACCACUUAUUGAAGAAAAUAAAGAGGUUUCAAAAAAGGAGGUUGCAGUUGACAAGAAGGAAAAAGGAGAACCAGCCCAAAAAGAAGAUAAGGAAACCCCCAAGAAAGAAACCAAGGAAUCUGCAAAAAAAGAAGACAAGCCAGAGCCUGCAAAGAAACAAGAGCCUUCUAAAAUAGAUGAGAAAGUAGAGACUCCUAAGAAGGAAGAGAAAAAAGAACCAACUAAGAAAGAAGAUGACACAAAAAAAGCAGCAGAGUCAGCAAAUAAAGAGGUAAAGGACAAGUCUACUAAAAAGGAAGAACCUUCUAAGCAAGAAGAAAAGAUAGAACCUCCAAAGUCAGAAAACAAGGAGCAAGUAAAAGACAAAGAACCAGCCAAGAAGGAAGAGAAAUCACCCAAAGUAGAGGUGAAAACACCAAGUAAGGAGCCUGAGAAGCAGCCUAAACUGGAUGGGAAGCCAACUAAGGAUGAUGUAAAGAAGUCAGCCAAGGUAGAGGAAAGCACACUAGCAAACGAUGAAGAAAAAAUACCUUCCAAGGCAGAAAAGUCACCAAAAAAAAUUGAGGAAAAGAAGGAGCCAUCUAAAGACAAUGUACCACUCAAGAAAGCAGAAAAAGAGCCCACCAAGACUAAUACAGAAGUAACAAAAAUAGAAAAGCAACCCUCCAAAGAAGAAAAAUCAAAAGAAGAUAGUCCAAAGAUCACAGAAAAGGAUCCUGUUGGCGGAAACACAAAAUCAAAGACUGAGAAAAUAGAAAAAUCCUCUGGUACAGAUCAGCUGGAAAGUGAAUCCACUCAGGGAGCAAAAAGUGAGAAGUAAACCAAUUUUUAAAACGCAAUGCAAGCUGAGGGUGCUAACCACCAAUCAGGCCAACAGAGGCCACAGGGUCUUACUCUGGAUCUGUCAACCUCAGAGACUUUGAUUUGAAAUGGUGGACCCAACUAUGCCGCAGUUCAGUUUGGACAUUAAGUUAACUGCUUACUAGAGUGAUCAGGAGCAGCCUUCACUCUUUCUCAAUUUCUCUGGUGCAGUGGUUCAACCCUAUCCUUAAGAAACCUCAACACGUCUGUGUUAUCAUGUGAACACUAAGAGGGAAUAAUUUAAAAAGGAGAGAUUAUAUGAAUGAUAUUGCAUUGCUUUCUCCUUUUGUGCAAAUAAGACAUUUGAGUACACAUAUGAUAUAGGGACAGUUUGCAAAGAAUGUUAAGAGGUUAAACAAUUUGAUCAGUACGGUAUAUGAAAUAUGUAUAUGUGACAAUAAAAAGGGAAAUACUGUAUAUCUGGAGCAAGUAAAAUACUGAUCAAUAAACCACGGAUCAAAAGAGUGGUAAACAGAUUUAAAUGGAAAUAGACGUUUAGGAAAGUAUAGAAAAAUGUUGAAUUAGAAUAAUAGGAAAAGAAGUGGAGGAGAAGGGAUUGCACCAUUAAAGGAGGACAUGCAAAUCAGGGAAGAAGUUAUGUGCACAUUAUUAGGUUAGUAUGUUUCACACCCAAAAUUGCCUCUAUUUUUCGCACUUUACAUGCACUACAAUUGAUAAGAAUUUCUGGAGCCAGCAAGAAAGGACCUGACAAUGCAGGUUCUUUUUAAAAACAUGUUAUAAACCACAUUAUGCUGAUUCACCCCCCCCCCCCAUAACUGAGUUAGUU